UUUGGGAAAAGAGGAAGCAGCCUCUGAGCCUGGAUCUCCUCUCUUGGGGUGGCAGAGCCCUGGGAAGCCACCAGCACCACAAGCAUCUGGCCCUCGGUCCUGUUCUUCUUCCUGUGGUUCACCAGCCUUGCAGCCCUUCCCCCUGCGGAGCAGGCACCAGAACCAGUGUGAAGCCUGCUAUGGACUCCCUGUUCCGGCUUCUCCAGCUGUUCUCAUCGAUUUCAACAGGCCUGUCCUCCUGGGGUGUCUCCAGUCCCCAGAAUGUGAAGGGCGUGAGGGGGUCCUGCCUCAUCAUCCCCUGCGUCUUCAGCUUCCCAGCUGAUGUGGAAGUGACCCGCAGCAUCACGACCAUCUGGUACUACGACUAUGCGGGCCAGCGGCAGGUGGUAAGCCACUCGGAGAACCCCGAGCUGGUGGAGGCACGCUUUCAAAACCGUGCCCAGUUCUUGGGGCGCACAGAGCACAAGAUGUGCAGCCUGCUGUUGAAGGACCUGCGACCUGAAGAUUCAGGCUCCUACAACUUCCGUUUUGAGAUCAGUGAAGGCAACCGCUGGUCAGAUGUCAAAGGCACUGUGGUCACUGUGACAGAGACACCUGAGAAGCCCUCCAUAUCCUCCCUGGCGGAGCUCCAUGAGGGCAUGGAGGCGUACUUCAACUGCUCUACUCCCUAUGCGUGCCCAGAGGAACACAUCAGCCUGCAGUGGGAAGGCCAGGACCCCGAGCGCUCGGUCACCUCCAACCUCCAGGAUCUCAGGCCCACAGGCAUCAGCCACCUGGAGACCCUCCACAUGGCCCUGUCGUGGCAGGACCACGGCCGGACCCUGCACUGCGAAGUCUCAGUGGCCAAGCAAAAGGCUCGGAGCGAGAUUCACCUCCAAGUGCAAUAUGCCCCCAGGGGUGUGGAGAUCCUUCUCAGCCCCUCAGGGCGGAACAUCCUUCCAGGUGAUGUGGUCAUACUCACCUGCCGGGUGAACAGCAGCUACCCCAAAGUUAGUUCUAUGCGCUGGAUCAAGGACGGGACACCACUCCAGGUCGAGGGUCGUAUGCUGAGGUUGUCCCAGGCAACCUGGGACGAUGCUGGUGUCUACAUUUGCCAAGCUGGGAACGGCGUGGGCUCUUCGGUCUCGCCCCCCAUCAAGGUCCACAUCUUUAUGGCUGAGGUCCAGGUGAGCCCGGCAGGCCGCAUCCUAGAGAACCAGAUGGUGACACUGACCUGCAACACGCCCCAAGCAGCCCCCAGCGAGCUGCGUUACAGCUGGUAUAAGAACCACGUCCUGCUGGAGGAUGCCCACAGCCACACGCUGCGGCUUCCCUCGGCCUCAAGGGCCGACACCGGCUUCUACGUCUGCGAGGUGCAGAAUGCCUAUGGCAGAGAGCGCUCCGGCCCCGUCAGCGUGGUGGUCAGCCACCCGCCCCUUGCCCCGGACCUAACUGCCUUCCUGGAGACACGGGAGGGGCUGGUGGGUAUCCUCCACUGCUCCGUGAUCAGCGAGCCUCUGGCCACCCUGACGGUGUCGCACAAUGGCCUCAUCCUGGCCUCCACGCCAGGGGAGGGAAACCACAGCUCACGCUUCAGUGUCUUCUCCACCCCCAACUCCCUGAACCUGGAGAUCCGAGACCUGGGGCUGGAUGACACUGGGGAGUACACGUGCUCAGCUACCAACUCCCUGGGGAAGUCAUCGUCCACCUUGAACUUCCAGGCCAAAGUGGCCCACCUCCUCAUCAGCCCCACAGCAGAGGUGGUAGAAGGCCAAGGAGUGACCCUGAGCUGCAGGAGCGGUCUGAGCCCAUCGCCUGACAUCCGCUUCUCCUGGUACCGGAAUGGAGCCCUGCUUCUCGAAGGUUCCAGCAGCAGCCUUCACCUCUCUGCGGCCUCCAGCACCGAUGCCGGCUCUUACUACUGUCAGGCCAACGAUGGCCACAGGGACAGCGGACCCUCCUCACCUGCCAUCCUCACUGUGCUCUAUGCUCCACGCCAGCCCACGUUCACUGCCCAGCUGGACCCCGAUGCUGCGGGGGUUGGGGUGAGACGUCAAGGGCUCCUCUUGUGCCGUGUGGACAGCUACCCCCCAGCCCAGCUGCGGCUGCUCCACAGGGACCAUGUCGUGGCCUCUUCCCUGCCAUUGGGCUGUGGGGGCUGUUCCCAGCGCCUAAAGGUCACCAGAGCCCCCAACCUGCUGCGUGUGGAGAUCGGUGACCCGGUGCUGGAGGAUGAGGGUGUGUACCUGUGUGAGGCCAGCAAUACCCUGGGCAACGCCUCUGCUUCCACAAACUUCGAUGCCCAGGCCACCAUCCUGGUCAUCACCCCAUCCCACACGCUGCUGGAGGGCACCGGAGCCAACCUGACCUGCAGUGUGAGCCGGGAAGCCGGCGGCCCUGCCAACUUCUCCUGGUUCCGGAAUGGGGCACUGUGGGCCCAGGGCCCCCUGGAAACCAUGACGUUGCUGCCUGUGGCCAGAACAGACGCUGGCCUCUAUGCCUGCCGCAUCCUCACCGAGGCCGGGGCCCAGCUCUCCGCCCCGGUGCUCCUGAGCGUGCUCUAUCCCCCAGACCCUCCAAAGCUGUCAGCACUCCUGGACGUGGGCCAGGGCCACGUGGCUGUGUUCGUCUGCACUGUGGACAGUCGCCCCGUGGCCCAGCUGGCCCUCUUCCACGGGGAGCACCUCCUGGCCACCAGCCUGGGGCCCUUGCUCCCGCUCCGUGGCCGCCUCCAGGUCAAAGCCACAGCCAACUCCCUGCAGUUGGAGGUCCGAGACUUGAGCCUUGGGGACUCUGGAAGCUAUCGGUGUGAGGCCACCAAUGUCCUCGGAUCCACCAAUACCUCCCUCUUCUUUCAGGUCCGAGGAGCCUGGGUCCAGGUGUCUCCAUCACCUGAGCUCCAGGAGGGCCAGGCCGUGGUCUUGAGCUGCCAGGUGCCCGCAGGGGUUCAAGAGGGGACCUCAUACCUCUGGUAUCAGGAUGGCCAGCCCCUCCCAGAGUCAAACUCAGCCACGCUCCACUUCACGGCCAUUACUCUGAGCCAAGCUGGGGCCUACCAUUGCCAAGCCCAGGCCCCAGGUUCGGCCACCACGAGCCUGGCCGCACCCAUCAGCCUCCACGUGUCCUACGCCCCUCGCCAGGCCACACUCACCACCCUGAUGGACACGGGCCCUGGACGACUGGGCCUCCUCCUGUGCCGUGUGAACAGUGACCCUCCAGCCCACCUACGACUGCUCCACGGGGACCACCUUGUGGCCUCCACCUUACAGGGUGUGGGGGAGCUGGCCAGCCACUCUCCCCGGCUGCAGGUGGCUGUCGCUCCCAACACACUACGCCUGGAGAUCCACAGAGCGGUGCUGGAGGAUGAGGGCGUCUAUACCUGCCAGGCCAACAACACACUGGGCCAGGCCUCAGCCUCUGCCCUCUUCGAUGCCCAGGCUGUGAGUGUGCAGGUGCAGCCUAGGGCCGUUGUGCAAGAGGGGCAGCUGGUGAACCUGACCUGCCUUGUGUGGACCUCGAACCUCACCCAGCUCACCUACACGUGGUACCAGGAUGGGCAGCAGCGCCCAGGUGCUCACUCCAUCCUUCUGUCCAAUGUCACAGUCACGGACGCUGCCUCCUACCGCUGUGGUGUGGUGACUCCUGGCCAGGCACCCCACCUCUCCAGACCUGUCACUCUGGAUGUCCUCUACGCUCCCCGCAGCCUGCGCCUGACCUACCUCCUGGAAAGCCGAGGCGGACGGCUGGCUCAGGUACUGUGUACCGUGGAUAGCCGUCCACCUGCCCAGCUAGCCCUCAGCCAUGCUGGCCACCUCCUGAUGUCUUCGAGCACAGCCUCUGUCCCCAACACUCUGCGCCUGGAGUUGUGGGAGCCCGGACCCAGCGAUGAGGGGCUCUACAGCUGCUCCGCCCACAGUCCUCUGGGCCAGGCCAAUACCUCCCUGGAGUUUCGUCUAGAGGGUGUGCAGGUGACCCUGGCUCCAUCUGCCGCUGUGCCUGAGGGGACCCCCGUCACAGUGUCCUGUGAAGACCCCGCUGCCCGCCCACCUGUUCUCUAUGCCUGGUACCACAACAGCCGUUGGCUGCAGGAGGGGCCAGCUGCCGCCCUCUCGAUCCCAGCGGCCACACGGGCUCAUGCGGGGGCCUACUCCUGCCAGGUCCAGGACGCCCAGGGCACCCGCAGCUCCCGGCCCACCGCCCUGCAAGUCCACUAUGCCCCCCGGGAUGUCAUCCUGUCGUCGUUUCGGGACUCCAGAGUGGGCUCCAUGGCCGUGUUGCAGUGUACUGUGGACAGUGAACCCCCUGCUGAGCUGGCCCUGUCCCGUGACGGCAAGGUGCUAGCCACCAGCCUGGGAGUCCAUGGCUUGGCAUCCGGGACAGGCCCUGUGCAGACGGCCCGAAAUGCCCUGCGACUGCAGGUGCAAGACGUACCCUCCAGUGACAAGGACACUUACAUGUGCACAGCCCACAACUUCCUGGGCUCAGUCAGCACCACAGGGCAGCUGCUGGGGGAAGGGGUGCGUGUGGUGGCCGAGCCGGGGCUGGAUGUGACUGAGGGGGCACCGCUGAACCUAAGCUGUCGCCUCUCUGGUGGUCCCGGACCCAUGGGCAACUCCACCUUCGCUUGGUUCUGGAAUGGCCAGCGACUACAUGUGGAGCCUGUGCCCACCCUUGCUUUCGCCCACGUGGCCCGUGCCCAAGCCGGGGUGUACCACUGCUGGGCUGAGCUCCCCAGUGGGGCCACCACCUCUGCUCCAGUCAUGCUCCGGGUGCUGUACCCUCCUGAGAUGCCCUCCAUGACGGUCUUUGUGGAGCCUGAGGGCGGCCUCCGGGGCAUCCUGGACUGCCGAGUGGACAGCGAGCCCCUAGCCAGUCUGAGUCUCCACCUCGGCAGGAGGCUGGUGGCCUCCAGCCAGCCUGGCGGGGCUCCGGCCGAGCCCCACAUCCGUGUCACAGCCACCGCCAAUGCCCUGAGGGUGGACAUGGAGGAGCUGAGGCCCAGCGACCAGGGGGAAUACGUGUGCUCUGCCUCCAAUGCCCUGGGCUCUGCGUCCGCUUCUACCUACUUCGGAACCAGAGCCUUGCACCGUCUGAGUCUGUUCCAGAAGCUACUCUGGGUCCUGGGGCUGCUGCUGGGCCUCCUCUUCCUGUUGUUGGGCCUGGGGGCCUUCUACGCCUGGAGGAAACAAUUUUGUAAGCUGAGCAUGGGUGAGAAUUUGGUGGAGAUGACUCCUCAGAAGCAGACCAUGCAGGAGGAGGAGGUCACCAGAAACUGUGACGACCUGGGCCUCGUGAACAAGGCAGCACUGAGUCCUGACUCCCUCUGUGAAAACAACUCUACAGCAUCUGACUUUCUAUGACCCGGAUCCAAAUCUCUUGCCAAGAAAAAUGGGCACAGAGAAAGAGGUGAACCUUAAUCUACCCAGGAGGGUGCUGGCCCUGGGGGACUCUGAGGAUAAACGAGUGCCCAUGUUGUCUACUUGUCUUUUCCUUUUCUCUGGAUCACAUCUCUCCCUUUAUCUUCCAAUGGACGGCCCCUCACAUCUUUUCCCUCCAAGCCCACCCUGGACUUUUUGGCUGGAUUAGAAAAGAUGAGGAGCUUCCUACAUCCUCCCAGGCCGACCAGAGCACUCCACAGGAGCUGGACUAGAAGUUAGGCUGCACUAACAAGAGACCAAAUACAUUACCUUCAGCAUGAGGACAUGUUACUUCUCUCUCCCAUACUAAUCUGGAUAUGCUAUGGUAGUUUAAGAUGUCAGAAUUUGGGAUCAUUCUAUCUUCUUUUUCUCCAUCCCCGAAAUGGUACCUUUGACUGUGAGGUUCAUGGUGGCCCCACUGUGUUGCCAUUCCCUCCAGCAAGAAGAGGAGUUUGAAGGCACAACCAUUCCCAUUGUGGACAGAAGUUGCAGGUCAUUUUCACUCACUCUCCAUUGGCUGGAGUUGAGUCAAGCAGCCACCUCAAGCUGCAAGAGAUUCUGAGAAAUAUAGUUUUAGUUCUGUUUCCAAAGGACUCCCCAACCAUGGACUCAUCCCCGAGACUUCUGACAUUGGUGAGAAUGCUGCCGGCAGGCCACGUUUGCAGUGCCCGUCUACUGAAGGCCAGGAGAUGUCCCUGGUCAUUCUGUUCAUGGGCUUCCCAGAAGAGGGAGUCCCUCUCACACAUUUAGACUGAGGAAAUUAAGAUGGUUUGGUGUUCCCUAGGGAAAAGGCAUGCCAGGCAAUGGGGUUGCCUGAGCAUGCAUUUUAUCAUGCCCUUGGAAAAACAGGGGCCCCCAUUCCUACCCCAGUGAGUGUGGAGAGCAUCCUUAUUUCUGCUCCAGGUACCUCCUUCUCUGUGAUCAAGUGGGCUCACUCGGUCUUCCUGGGGGCUUCUGUGCCAGGGGCUGUUAAGCAGAAUGAGGGUCACAAAGAAGGAAUAACUUGCUCCCAGGAAGUCAGUGCCUGAGAGGGGCCGGUUCUUAGGUGGACUAGUGUCUCCCCUCACAGCCUGGUGGCAGAUGGUAGGAGACGCAAAGACCCUGCCUGGGAUUUGGGUUGAGAAACUGGGAGAGUAGUGGUGAGAUGUCCUAGGGGCUAACAGGUUGGAAAGAAAUUGGAGGCUGAGUAAGCUCCAUGGAACCGUGGCCCGAAGCUUCCUGGUCCCAGGUCCCAUUCCUUGCAGUGCCUGAUUGCCAGACUCUUCCUGGGGGAGCCUGUCUGGCAUGUCCUCCCAAUAAACACCCAUCCUGUGACGUUA
Molecule: messenger RNA, 6715 nt
Organism: Lontra canadensis (Northern American river otter)
Lineage: Eukaryota; Metazoa; Chordata; Mammalia; Carnivora; Mustelidae
Gene: SIGLEC1
Product: sialic acid binding Ig like lectin 1
Exons: 22
Coding region: 180-5339 (1719 amino acids)
Source: RefSeq, a predicted model, not a curated record